Arachis duranensis is the source of this 1920-nucleotide messenger RNA. Its product is annotated as protein FAR1-RELATED SEQUENCE 5-like. Lineage: Eukaryota; Viridiplantae; Streptophyta; Magnoliopsida; Fabales; Fabaceae. Gene Ontology annotation, biological process: regulation of DNA-templated transcription. The transcript has 6 exons. The record is from RefSeq and is a predicted model, not a curated record. Bases 1 to 1920 code for a protein of 639 amino acids.
AUGGGUUACAUGGUUUCCCAAAAAGGUGGAUACGAUAAAGUGGGUUUUACUAGCAAGUACUUACAUAACCACAUUAGUAAGACUAGGCGUGGUAAAGUGAAAGACGGUGAUGCAUUUGCUACGUUGGCCUAUCUGUUGUCCAAGGCAGACAGUGACCUAUUAUUUCUAGGAAAGUUCACCUUAAAGGAUGGUAGGUUGGAUAGUUUGGUGUGGGUUGAUGGAGCAAGCGUUGUUGAUUACGAAUGUUUUGGCGAUGUACUCGCUUUUGACACCACUUACAAGAAAAAUGUCUACAACAAGCCCUUAGUCAUAUUUUCAGGGACAAACCACCAUGGCCAAACAACUAUCUUUGGAUGCGCCAUGCUCUUAGAUGAAAGGUCCGAAACUUUCAAGUGGGCAUUGAAGAAAUUUUUGGAAAUCAUGUCAGAAAAACCACCCGGAGGCGUUGUGACAGACGGAGACCAUGCUACGAGAGGGGCUAUCUUGGAAGUAUUUCCUGGUAUACCACACCACCUUUGUGCACGGCAUCUGCAUCGUAAUGCGGUACAGAAUAUAAAAAACAAGCAUUUUUGGGACGAUUUUAAUAUAUUAUUGUAUGGACAAUGUACCGUACAAAUAUUUGAAGAGAGAUGGAGCGAGAUCAUAUCCAAAUACGGACUUGCCGAGAAUGAAUGGGUCCAGGGCAUUUAUAAUGACAAAAUGAAGUGGGCUACCACAUAUUUGAGGGAGCACUUCUUUGGCCGCAUAAGAGCUACAUCACAGUGUGAGGAAAUUCAUUCAUUAUUGAAGAACUAUGUUGACAGUAAAACCAGUCUCCUUGAAUUCAUGCAUAAAUGUAGUGAAGUACUAAGGCAUUACCAAAACAACCAUCUUACUGCUAACUUUGAAACCUUUUAUAAGUUUUCUGUUUUGACUACGUGCUUGGAAAGUUUUGAAAAACAAGCUGCUGAACUUUAUACUAGAAAUAUUUUCAAACUUGUGAAAGAUGAGAUAGAAGCAGCAGGUGCCUUAAAUGUGACUGAAUGCCCAAACAGUGGAGACAUUGUUGAGCUAUUUGAGACUCGUGGAUUACCGUGCUCCCACAUCUUUGGGGUUUUGAAGUAUCGCAAUACAAAAUGCGUCCCUUCAUCUCUUAUCCUGAAAAGAUGGACAAGAGAUGCAAAGAGUGAUUUUAUAUGCUCAAUUGGCGAGCAAGACUCCGCUGAUGAUAUAGUGCCCACACUUAGAUGCGCCUACUAUAGGGAAAUCUCAGGUGAGUUACUUAAGCUAAUUUCGAAGGUGCAAAAUAAAAGUGAUGCACAAGCGAGGCUUUCCCCCACGUCAGCGCUAAUAGGUGAUCCAGCUGUUGUGAAGUCAAAAGGUGCUCCAAAAAAGGUUCCAAUAGGCCAAAAGAGGCAAAAAUGUUCACAUUGUAAGUCAAGCAUGCAUUUCGUUAGGACAUGUCCAUUACUCGUCAAGGAGGACUCCCCCGCCGAAUACUCAAAUGCUGAAGAUGAACCAAUGGGUGGUGGAAGUAAGAAGUCUGUAUCUAAAUUGACAGAGACACCAAAGAUUAGAGCAAAUGGCAAAAAAAGUCGACAGAAGAUCGAAGAAAUCAUUCUAACUCAAGAGAUAUUAAAAGAUAAGACCAACACAUUAGGAAUAGAAGUGGUAGAAGUUCCAGAUGCAGCCAUAACCAAUAAACCAGGUGAUGAAGAUGCAGAAGCUGUGGUCCAUCCUUAUCAACCUUAUAGUGGAGUCCUCCCUAUUCCUUUUCAUCAUGUUCCAAAUGGCAUGGCGUACUUCAACCAAUAUCCUUCUACUACCAGAAUUACAUCAUAUCCUCAGUUUUUCCAUGUCUCGUCAUAUUCUAGUGGACCCAGUAAUAGCAAUACAUGGGCUGGACUUUUGAAUGGUGUCAUCAACAACAGAAAGCCAUAG